This is a messenger RNA of Lodderomyces oxycetoniae, 1782 nucleotides long. RefSeq names its product IPI1. NCBI's taxonomy places the organism in Eukaryota, Fungi, Ascomycota, Pichiomycetes, Serinales, Debaryomycetaceae. Gene Ontology annotation, biological process: rRNA processing. The coding region runs from base 1 to 1782 and encodes 593 amino acids. The transcript is spliced from 2 exons. The record is from RefSeq and is a predicted model, not a curated record. Gene Ontology annotation, cellular component: nucleus.
AUGGCUUCAAAAAGAAAGCAAAAAGAGAAGCAAAAGGAUUUCAAAAAGGCGAAACUAAAAGUAGGCAAGACGGCUCAGAAGCCCGACAACUAUACAGAUAUCUCGUUCAAGUCAAAAACAAUCACACUUCCAGGACAGUCUAUUACCACAGUACAUAUUACGGGGUUCAAUGAUUUAGCACACCAACUUUCCCUCACUAAGCAUUAUUCGUCUAGUACAAGAAAAGAAGUUCUUACAAACAUUACUCAAAAUUUACCGUCAAGCCCUUCGGCUUAUAAGCAGAUUAUUUCCAGCGUGAUACCCUUAAUACUUGAUGAAUCGAAACAAGUAAGGAUGGAAUUGAUGUCGCUAUUGGCAGAAAUUGGACUUGUGCAACCUGGACUACUUGAUUUGCAUAAACGGAGCAUCGUUCUUUUCAUAAUCUCAGCAAUGACGCACAUUCAGCCAGAUAUACGAAAUACCAGUACGCAAUUUUUAAAUAUCUUGAUCAAGUAUGCUGAUUUAAAACUGUAUUUUGUCAAGAUACUAAGAAACUUUUUUGUUUUAAUGACCUGGUCAUUGAAGGACGAUUCAAGGUCCAAAUCGGUCUUAAUAACAACAAGUUCUUCAAUUCUUCUCGGUGCCAACUCCAAGAAAGCAAGAGUAAAUCAUUUACAAGCACUAUCAAGAUUCUUGGAGAUGACAUUGAAACGUGACUUUGGUGAAAAUACCAAAUGCGCCGAAACAAGCACUACCAGACUAAUAAUAACAACGCAUCCACAAACAGAAAAAUACCUUUUUCCCUCGAUUCCUCAAGCAUUUGCCCCAUUAAAUUUAUUCGGUAAUGAAAUGAAAAGUGAAUUACUUACAACAGGAGGUUCUGUUGAUUUAAAGGAAUUGGAUUCAAUUACAACAGAGGAUAUAAAUACCAGACUUUCUAUAAUGCGUGAUGUUUUCAAGGAUCGCAUGUUGACAAACUUGAACGGGUUGAGCAAAGAAGGUGGAGAGGUGGGCAGAGAACUUGCAGCUCCAUCCUUGAGAUGCUUAGGAACAACUAGACCAAUGGUUUCGGCCAGGUCAUUUCUCCCCAAUCAUUUGUUGUGCUCGAAUAUUCACACUUCAUCUAGUUUGUUUGCGAAAAAGAAACUGAAGGGAAAGGGAAAACAUAAAAAAUCAGAAAGAGAAAAUGAACUUGAUGAGUCUGACGAAUAUGAAGGGGUGACGCCUACAAUAGAUUUCAGAGACGCGACAGACAGAUUUGAGCUGUAUCUCAGCAAGUUUCGAAAAUCGGCUAAUGAGAUCAAACUAGGCAAAUUGAACCCAAAGAUUUUUGAUGGGCUUAUGAUUAAUGUGGGUAAUAAUAAAGAUGUACAAGAAGUUCCCUUUCCGAGCGUUGCCCAAACAUCAGUGAGAGGACGAAACUUUAUAAUCACCACGUUUGAUCCACUGAAUGCGCAGUCAAUCAUCAAUGCUAUCAUUGGAUCGGGGUUGAACAUGAGCGGUACCGUUGACCCUCAAAAUAAAAUGAACAUCAAAAUACCCUUGCCUCCAAUAACACAAGAAACAAAACAAAACAGUGUAAAGCUUUUGAAACAGCUUUUUGAAAAGACUAAAAGCAACAAGACAGGGUCCUUGGCUAGUGUGAGAGGUGAUAUUAGACAAAAUUUUAACCGUGACUUGAAACAUCACAAGAUUUCCGACUAUGAAAAGGAACAGUUGAACGAAUUGGAAAAAUUACACAAAUCGUAUCUUGAGAAAUUGCAUGAUGCAUUUGUAGAAUUUGAAAAGAGUAUAUUGAACUAA